Messenger RNA from Notothenia coriiceps (black rockcod), 3241 nucleotides. Its product is annotated as disks large-associated protein 1-like. Gene Ontology annotation, molecular function: molecular adaptor activity. Gene Ontology annotation, biological process: signaling. Gene Ontology annotation, cellular component: glutamatergic synapse; postsynaptic specialization. The coding region runs from base 145 to 459 and encodes 104 amino acids. NCBI's taxonomy places the organism in Eukaryota, Metazoa, Chordata, Actinopteri, Perciformes, Nototheniidae. The record is from RefSeq and is a predicted model, not a curated record. The transcript has 3 exons.
GGGGAAGAUCCGCAGUGCAGUGGGGAGUGCCCACUGCUUGAUGUCCCAGAAGUUCCAGACAGUUCCGGGAGCUGUGUGAGGGAGAAUCUGAACCCCGACGCACACCCCCGCCCCGGCUCUCAGGACCUGGCAGGGUUCUGGGACAUGCUGCAGCUCUCCAUCGAGAACAUCAGCCUGAAGUUUGACGAGCUGCACCAACUCAGAGCCAACAGCUGGAGACCUCUGAGCCCUCCAGACAUUCAGGAGAGAAGGAUCCCCCCUCCCGUGCCAAAGAAGCCCCAGAAGGGCCACCCCCCCCUGGCUAGAGACCGCUCUCUGGAGAGCUCUGAGCGCCAGCGUGUGGAGGCCAGAAAGCGCCUGCUAGCUGCCAAGCGAGCGGCGUCCGUUCGUCAGAGCUCGGCCACGGAGAGCGCCGACAGCAUCGAGAUCUAUAUCCCAGAGGCUCAGACCAGACUAUGAGACACUCAGAUGCAUGUCCUCACACACAUGCCCUACACACUGUCCCUAUAGCACCCAACGGUAAGGCUCGGGUGCUAACAUAACCACGUUUUGUGCGGACUUCCCAAAAUCACUGUGGGCUCAGUCUGGAUGAAGAAAUGUAUAUUUACAGUAUUUAAUUUAUUUAUUUAUUUAUCUAUCUCCCCUCCCCUCCUCUCAUUUCCUCCUCCCAGCUUUGAUGUAGCAGUCCCUCCUCUUCCUCUCCCUCCUCCUCUUUCCCUCGCUGUCAAAAACUUAUAAAUCCCUUUUUUGAAGUGGCCUAACACCACAGAGAAAGCCAGGUGUAGCACAGCUUCAUGUUGUUAUGUUUCAGGUGGGCUGUGUGUGUGUGUGUGUGUGUGUGUGUGUGUGUGUGUGUGUGUGUGUGUGUGUGUGUGUGUGUGUGUGUGUGUGUGUGUGUAAACAUGCCAUCACACACACAAACACAACGAGUGAUCAAAUCAAACGGAGAAACACCUAUUGACCUAUUUAUUGUUUGUUUAAAAUUCCUUUAAAUUCUGAAUAAAUACGAUUACAUUACAAAAUCAUGGUGAAACAGACUUCAGCCAAUCGGGACGAGUUAUGAACUACGGAAGAGAAUUAGGGCAGAAUCUCAGAAUCUCAGAAUUCCAACUUUUUAUUUCAGAAUUCCAACUUUUUUCUCAAAAUUCCAACUAUUUUCGGUACUAGGUAAAUUGAGUUUUCCACAUCUAUAGGUAAAAAACUCAACUUCCCUCCUAACCCACUGCUCUGGCUUCGUAGCACACCCCCCUCCUUAAAGGAACCUUCAGUGUUAGUGAGCGAAACAAUCGGCUCUCUGUCUUGAAACAGGUUUUUCCAGAGGUCAAAAGGUCAACAGGUCACCCUGCGCUCCUCAAGGUGAGCCGGAGCUGUUUUUGAGUCAGGAGCUGAUUUUAAGCUUCUGCAGAGAGUGCCACGAACAUAAUCUGUGUGUGUGUGAGUGUGUGUGUGAGUGAUAAUAAGAGUGUGUGUGUGAUUCAUUUGGAAAGAGCUUCCUCUUCUCUAGGUCAGAAGAUUAAGGUAGCAGAAUCAACUAACUGGAAACACCGCCCGUCAUUCACACUGAGCAACAACACACAAUAUAACACACGCAUGAUGACACUUAUAUUGUUUUAUAAACAGGUUGAAUCCUUCUCUCAUAUUGCAUUUAAAUUAUUCUGACUACUGCUUCAACACUGGUACAGUUUUGAGACUGAAGGGCAGUUUCCUCCUCACUGUGUUCGCCUCCAAACCAAGCAAUUAUCAUACAAAAGAUAUCCGAUUUGUAAUAUUUUGUAUUUGUGUUUUAAUUUAUUCUUUCGGGAAAACAAUGACUGUUUAAAGACAUUGCAGUUAUUAUGAUAAUGCACUGACGACAAGGCCCUCAUACUGUGUUUGUUUUUAUUUAUUCUGCAGCAUGUCUUUUCUGUUCCAGUGAUCAGCCUUAAUUUCUAAUAUGAUAGUCGAGCACAACAGCAGUCUCAGGGGAAGAUGUGUGUGUGAGUAUGUGUGUGUGCGUGUGUGUGUACGUGUGUGUGUGUGUGUGUGACCCAUGGCUUACUGUAUAUAAUCCCUGUCACCAGAAUAGGCCAUGAUCUUUAAAGAAAAGCACCCAUGCCAUCUUUUUAAUGAACAUCUCAGCCCUCAGAGCGGUGCAGUGAUGACAGAUUUCUGAAGCUAGCAUCACAACGGGAUUUUACCAUUGGAUUUCGGUAUAUCGCAGGAAUUAGCCACACGUUUACGAUACUUUCACGUUUUGUUCAGCAGGAUAAUCUCCACAUAUUAACACGUUGUGAUAUUUUAGAGUGUUAAUAGCUAUCGCCAGAAGUAUUAAGCUAACGCUAGGCUAUAAACAAACUACAUCACGGUCGCACGGCUGCACACCGCUAAGCUAAAGGUGGCUAAUGUUUGUUAGCAACCGCCAUUCUUAAAUUUGGGGUAUUUACUGACGUAGGAGAACAAAACGUGAAAGUAUCUAAAACUUGUGGUCUGAAACUGCAGUUUGGACGUGUUUGGCACCUGUGGGCCACCGUACAAAACUUCAAAACAAGCGAAGUGGUAAAAUGCUAAGUAAUUCCUGGGUUUUCGGACUCAUUCCUGCACCACUCUAUCACUACUUCAAUGUAACACGGUAUGUCUGUCAGCUGCUUGAAUGUGGAGACAAUCCUGAGCCAGUUUACCCCCACAUUAUUGUUUUUAAAAACAGAAAUGCAGGACGUUGGUGUGAAGUCCAAUCCUCUGUUUUGAUCUGGGAAGAGUUUUGUGCCAUUUGGAUAAUUCUAGGUACGGAUAUAUAUUCCUGUCCUUAUUUAACGACUUCCUGAUUGAGUGGCGUCUGUGAAGGAACUCAAGUGAUGAAGUGUGGUAUAAUUUGUAUUUCCUUUAGUUAAGUAUAGAGAGGAUGCAUAAUUAAUAGAUCAAACCUAAUGCCAUUUUAUGUAGACGAAGCUCAUUUGAGUAUUUUUUACUUGUAUUUGAAUAUGUCUGUCAAAAGGAUUGACUUCUUAUUUAUGUUUAUUAUAUUAACAUAUCAAUAUAACGCUCCUGGUAUAGCAGGGAGGUAGAAUGUUGGACACUCCAGCACUCCUGAAGCUUGUGAUGUAGUUAAAGAUUAAACAUUUGUACAUAAAUGAAUGUUUCCCUAUGUAAACUAAAAAAAAAAAAACUAUGAAUAUUAAGCAGAUAUACAUUUUGUAUUUACACUGUUGAUGUUAUGGCACGUGUAUGAGCUCUUAUCAGCAUUAAAACAAAUAUAUCAUUGCCA